Molecule: messenger RNA, 2727 nt
Organism: Pestalotiopsis fici W106-1
Lineage: Eukaryota; Fungi; Ascomycota; Sordariomycetes; Amphisphaeriales; Sporocadaceae
Exons: 4
Coding region: 1-2727 (908 amino acids)
Biological process (GO): protein phosphorylation
Molecular function (GO): protein kinase activity; ATP binding; protein binding
Source: RefSeq, a predicted model, not a curated record
AUGAAUUCUUCAGGCACCUUCCAAGGUGCAACAUCAAUCCUAGACCAGGAGUCGCUUUUCGAGAGACCUCGACUCUUUUCGAGCUAUAUUCUGGAUACGUCUGAAGAUGCCGCGCGGUACAAUUUGAUCACCUUUCUGGCAGCGGUCCAAGGCCUUGAUCUCGGGAUAUUCUCCAUCCCAUGGCAAUCAGCGAGACGAGCGAUUGGAGAUGGAGGGACCAGCCAGAUCAGCCAAGCGUCUGUAAACCCCGAGACCAGCAUCGCGUUCAAGCGCGUGUCCACCCACGACAAGCUGCAGCUCGACGACGGUGAAAUACUGCGCCGUUUGCUGAGCGAGAUCCUCGUGCUUGGACACCCAGAGGUUCGUGAUCACCCGCACAUUCUCGACUUGCAGGGCGUGUCGUGGGAUGUUUCGGUCAAGGCGGACGAGAACAAUGCCAGUUCUGCAUCUGCCGCAUCGCCCAGUAGCAGUGCAGUCUAUCCGGUUCUCAUGUUUGAAAUGUCGCGCCACGGAGAUUUGUACAACUUUGCAAAAUCACCAAACGGCCAAGUCAUGACUAUUGCAGCGCGCUUGGAGUUUUGCUUCAUGAUUGGUACGGCCAUUGCAACGAUGCAUGCGAAUCACAUCAUACAUGGUGAUAUCAAGCCCAACAAUGUCAUUGUUUCCAAGUUGGAAGAUGAUUCUUUCAUCCCAAAGGUGGCCGACUUUGGAUAUUCUAGUCCGCCCGCUCAUCAAGAGGUGCCAAUUCAGCUCCCCCGGUCCUGGCCAUGGAAUGCACCCGAGCUGGAUGAAUACCCGUCCUUCACACCGGCGCAAGCCACCACGGCUGAUGUAUUCUCGUACGGUGUUCUGUGCUUCUGGUUCAUCUUUGAAAAGUAUCUUUCAGGAGUCGAGCCGCUCCCCGAAGUAGGCGAGAUCACUGGGCUCAACCACGGCUUUGAAAAUCAGGAUGCAUCGUGGAAGAACCUCGCUGAUCUAAGGCGCAACAACAUCAACCUUGUUCAACUCUCUGAAUACUUGAUAUCGUCCAACAAAGAUCUAGACGCCCAGUCAAUGUCGAAGCUGCGGCGAUUCUUUAGUGCGACGCUCGCCUACGAUGCAAUGGAAAGAGGCACAGACUUGUCUGAACUGUUAAGUUAUCUGGAUCCAGGGCAGGAGCUCAUCAAAGAGGAAGCCGACGCGUUCCAGUAUAACGCUCCAGCAGAUUAUACUUUCCAUCUCAAUCAAUCACUACGAUCACUCUACCUAUGCGACUUUCGUGUCCGAUCGCACAUUGUUGCUUGCCUCGAGGAGAUUGUCCUGGCGGAUCCAAAGGGCCCGCUCGCUGCUCAAUUGGGAUUGUGUUAUGCCAUUGGAUUUGGUCAGUCUACGACAGUCGACGAACAGCAGAGAGUCCAAGCAAUAUUACAAGCCUCUUCCAUUGACACCAAAGCGAUACUGGAGCAGGGACCCAUGUUUAUCGAGAAUGCGACAGACUUCAUGACAGACUUGGCCGAGUCACGCUACAUGGCCGAGAUGGACUCGCUCGCCGACACCUACCGCGAACAUGACGUGCUGGAGGAGGCCGCAACAGUCACAAAACACGAGUUCGAGAGCCUGAGUCGCAUCAUGGGACCUGAUCAUCCUAUACUGGCAGAUCUGGCCAAUAUUCUUUCUCUGAUCAUGCAUUCAAUGGGCCAGUGGGAAGAAGCUGAAAAGUUUGCCAAGUAUCAGGCAGACUUUCUGGAAAAGACUCUGGGCGACAAGGACAGCGAUACACUACAGAGUAAGUUGCACCUAGCUGGAGUAUACUGGGAGCAAGGCCGAUGGCAGGAGGCGGAAAAGAUGGAACAGGGAGUCAUGGACGUUUGCUUGAGCGAAUUCGGACGGCAUCAUGCUCUCACCCUGUCGUGCAUGGCAAGCAUGACGGCAACAUUCAGGGAGCAAGGCCGAUUCGAAGAGGCCGAGAAACUCGGCAUCGAGACCAUGCAAGGGACGCGUCAGUUAUUUGGCCCCGAGCACCCCACCACGUUGGCCAACAUGACCAUCCUGGCUGCGCUGUACCACCGGCUGGGGAGGCUGGAUGAGGCCAUUGAGCUCCAGACGGAAAUCUCGGAAACAUCGGAGAGAGUGCAGGGGUUCGACCAUCCAGAUUCCAUUGUAGCCUUGUCGACGCUGGCGCAGAUGUACUGGGACGAGGAAAUAUGGAAGCAGGGACUGGAGCUGCAGUUUGACGCAAUGGAUGCAGCAACACGAGUACUCGGCAGCAGCCAUCCAGAGACCCUCAAGAUGACGGCAGCGUUUGCAAACAUGUACAGAGAGCUGGGAGAGUAUGAGGAAGCCGAGAAGCUGCAAAGACAAGUCAUUGACGAAAGAAAGAGAACGAUUGGCGAUGAGCAUCCCGACACAUUGACGGGAAUGGCGGCGCUGGCACUCACACUUGGAGAACAGGGGAAACGCAACGAAGAAGAGGAAAUAGAGUUGGCGGUUUUGGAGACUAGAAAACGGCUUUUCGGUCCAAAGCACCCAGAUACUUUGACCAUGAUGUCCAAUCUAGCCUUUACGUGGAAGGAUAUGGGCGAAAACGACAGCGCUUCAGCCCUGAUGCAAGAAUGUCUCAAAUUACGACAAGAAGAAUUGGGCAAUGAUCACCUUGAUACUAUUGAGACUUUGCAAGUUUUGGAAGAGUGGGACGACGAGGAGUGGGAGUCAGCCGAAGAUGAAGAUGUAGAGAUGGAAGACGACUGA